Molecule: messenger RNA, 2199 nt
Organism: Perca flavescens (yellow perch)
Lineage: Eukaryota; Metazoa; Chordata; Actinopteri; Perciformes; Percidae
Product: disks large homolog 2
Exons: 18
Coding region: 61-2160 (699 amino acids)
Biological process (GO): regulation of postsynaptic membrane neurotransmitter receptor levels; embryo development; receptor localization to synapse
Cellular component (GO): neuromuscular junction; basolateral plasma membrane; neuron projection
Molecular function (GO): protein kinase binding; ionotropic glutamate receptor binding
Source: RefSeq, a predicted model, not a curated record
GUGGAAGCAUGUAGAUGUUAACCAGAAGAGGCCCCAGAAUGGAGCCUUGGGGAACUCCGCAUGUCAUAUUUGUCAGCUCAGGGUAACUCAGGGUUGGGCUUUAGCAUUGCCGGAGGCACAGAUAACCCACACAUCGGAGACGACCCUGGCAUCUUCAUUACCAAGAUCAUCCCUGGAGGAGCUGCAGCAGAGGAUGGACGACUGAGAGUGAACGACUGCAUCCUGCGGGUGAAUGAUGCAGACGUGUCUGAAGUUUCUCACAGUAAGGCAGUAGAAGCCCUGAAGGUUGCAGGUUCUAUUGUUCGGCUGUAUGUGCGGCGCCGCAGGCCAAUGCUGGAGACCGUCAUCGAGAUCAAACUCAUCAAAGGACCAAAAGGGCUUGGCUUCAGUAUUGCAGGUGGAGUUGGAAACCAGCACAUUCCUGGAGACAACAGCAUAUACGUCACCAAGAUCAUUGAUGGUGGGGCAGCACAGAAGGAUGGCCGGCUACAAGUAGGAGACAGGCUGAUAAUGGUGAACAACUACAGUCUGGAGGAAGUGUCUCAUGAAGAGGCUGUGGCCAUUUUGAAGAACACAUCGGACGUGGUCUACCUAAAGGUGGGAAAGCCCACCAAUGUCUACCUAUCAGAUCCCUAUGGGCCUCCUGAUAUCACACACUCUUUCUCUCCAGCCCUGGAAAAUCAUAUCUCUUCCCCCGUCAACAGUGGCACUCUGGAGUACAAGUCUGGUCUCCCUCCCAUCUCCCCCGGGAGUUAUUCCCCCCUCCCUAAGCACUUACUUGGGGAAGAGGAUAUAAACAGGGAACCCAGGAAGGUUGUGCUCCACAAAGGCUCCACAGGCCUGGGCUUCAACAUCGUGGGCGGUGAAGACGGCGAGGGUAUCUUUGUUUCCUUCAUCCUGGCCGGAGGGCCCGCUGACCUGAGUGGAGAGCUGAGGCGAGGCGACCAGAUCUUAUCGGUAAAUGGUAUUGACCUACGAGGAGCCACACAUGAACAAGCGGCAGCAGCACUGAAAGGAGCCGGACAGGUGGUCACCAUCAUUGCCCAGUACAGACCAGAAGAGUACGGGCGUUUUGAGGCCAAAAUCCAUGACCUGCGGGAACAGAUGAUGAACCACAGCAUGAGCUCUGCCUCAGGAUCCCUGCGAACCAAUCAGAAGAGAUCGCUCUAUGUGAGGGCACUGUUUGACUAUGAGAGGUCAAAGGACAGCGGCCUCCCCAGCCAAGGGCUUAGCUUCAGGUAUGGGGACAUCCUCCACGUCAUCAACGCCUCAGAUGAUGAGUGGUGGCAGGCCCGCCGUGUCACCCCACAUGGGGACAGUGAGGAAAUGGGUGUCAUCCCCAGCAAGAGACGGGUGGAAAGGAAAGAGCGAGCACGUCUAAAGACUGUGAAGUUCAAUGCCAAGCCAGGGUCAUUUGAUUCAAAAGGGUCAUUCUAUGACAAACGUAAAAAGAAUUUCAUCUUCACACGAAAGUUCCCAUUCUACAAGAACAAAGAGGGUGAGCAGGAUGGCAGUGAUUCAGACCGGAGUCAAGAGGAUGUGAUUCUCUCAUAUGAACCUGUGAUGCGGCAAGAAAUUAAUUAUGCCAGACCCAUCAUAAUCCUGGGACCGAUGAAGGACAGAAUCAAUGAUGAUCUGAUAUCAGAAUUCCCAGACAAGUUUGGCUCUUGUGUGCCACAUACUACUCGGCCCAAGAGGGACUACGAGGUGGACGGGCGAGACUACCACUAUGUGAUGUCCAGAGAGCAGAUGGAGAAGGACAUCCAAGAGCACAAGUUCAUUGAGGCGGGACAGUACAAUGAUAAUCUGUAUGGAACGAGUGUCCAGUCUGUGAAAUAUGUGGCUGAAGGGGGUAAACACUGCAUUCUGGAUGUGUCUGGAAAUGCCAUCAAACGACUACAAGUAGCACAACUCUAUCCCAUCGCCAUCUUCAUCAAACCUAAGUCUAUCGAUUCAUUAAUGGACAUGAAUAAGAGACUGACAGAGGAACAAGCCAGGAAGACGUUUGACAGAGCUUUGAAGCUGGAGCAGGAGUUUGGUGAAUUCUUCACAGCGCUGGUUCAAGGAGACACCUUAGAGGACAUUUAUAACCACUGCAAAGAGGUGAUAGAGGAACAUUCAGGACCCUAUAUCUGGAUCCCCUCAAAGGAGAAACUAUAAUAACUCAUCAACCUGGGAGGGAGUCUGGACUGCUAAAAA